GUCCCACUCCAGCAGGUCCAGGUUUAACACUGACACACUGUUCACUCAGUCACACCCAACACUGACACUAACUCAACAUUCAUCUCUUACAGCUUUAUUCGUGGACACUUUGGGCUUUUUCAGCAAACAUUCUACAGAUGUUUAGUGUUUGAUGUUGUGAUGAUUUAGUUCCAUGUCAGUCAGACCAACAGCUGGACUUUUUCUACCAGAUGUAUUCUAUGUGUAAUUGAACUGAGUUAUGACUGUUUCACAGACUAAGAGAAGGACGAUGGGAAACUCCACACAUUUGACACAUUUCAUUCUAUCUGCUUACUUUGACACCGGGCAUCUCAAAUAUCUAUAUUUUGUGAUUGUUUUGUUGUUGUAUGUUCUAAUGCUUGUGUCCAAUGUUCUGCUGAUUGUGGUUAUCUGUGUGAACAGAAGCUUACAUGAACCUAUGUACCUUUUUCUGUGCAGUCUGUUUGUUAAUGAACUGUUUGGUAGUACAGGGAUAUUCCCAUCUCUACUCAUUCACAUACUCACAGACAUUCACACUGUUUCUGCUUCACUUUGUUUCCUGCAGAUUGACUGUAUAUACAGUUAUGUAAUUGUUGAAUAUUUAACCUUAGCUGUCAUGUCAUAUGACCGAUACUUUGCCAUCUGUCAUCCUCUACAAUAUAACACACAUAUGACCAGAAACAGGAUUUUUAUGAUAGUUAUUGUACCGUGGUUUUAUGGUUUUCUUGUUUGUACUGUCAUGAUUUCUGUAACUUCGUCUUUACAUCUGUGUGGACGCAUUAUUAACAGAGUGUACUGUGUUCAUUACUCAGUUGUUAAGUUGGCCUGUUCUGACACUACAGCAGUUAAUAUUUAUUUACUUAGUUUCGGUUUUAUCAUCGUUUCAGCUCCAUCUUUUUUAAUCCUCUACUUGUACAUGAGGAUCCUUAAAGUGUGUUUUUCUGGAUCUAAACAGACCAGACAUAAAGCUGUCAGUACCUGUACACCUCACCUGGCUUCGCUGAUAAACUUUAUUUUUGGGUGUUGUUUUGAAAUAAUAACCAGCAGGUUUAAUAUGAACCAUGUUCCCAACAUACUGAGAAUAUUUCUAUCACUAUAUUUUCUAAUAAUUCAACCACUGUUUAACCCUUUAAUGUAUGGUCUGAACAUCUCAAAUAUUAGAAUCUGUUGUAGAAAGUUGCUUUUUGCUCAGAUGUAG
Sphaeramia orbicularis (orbiculate cardinalfish) is the source of this 1195-nucleotide messenger RNA. RefSeq names its product olfactory receptor 10A6-like. Lineage: Eukaryota; Metazoa; Chordata; Actinopteri; Kurtiformes; Apogonidae. Gene Ontology annotation, biological process: G protein-coupled receptor signaling pathway; detection of chemical stimulus involved in sensory perception of smell. The transcript has a single exon. The record is from RefSeq and is a predicted model, not a curated record. The coding region runs from base 239 to 1195 and encodes 318 amino acids. Gene Ontology annotation, cellular component: membrane. Gene Ontology annotation, molecular function: olfactory receptor activity; G protein-coupled receptor activity; odorant binding.